AUGUUGACAGGAUACUCUUUCUUCGUCCUUUUCUCCUUCAAUAUAAAAUCCGCAGCAAAACUAUUCAUAUUGCUGUCAGAUUUCAAUAAAUUCGGGAAACCCCCAAAAUUCGACGAACGUAACGAACAACUGAACAGAUUCUCCAGAUACCAUUACAUUUAUAUCAAUCUCGCCAGUUUUGCCUUUCUCUCAGUUACCAACAUUUUUAAAUCGCAUCAAUGCAUUAAGGAAAACCAAGAAUACAAUUUCAAUGAAGUUUGUGGGCUGAUAACAAACGCUUGGUUGCCUUUUGAUAUAGACUAUUUCCCUCUGAAGCAAAUCUAUGCGACUCUGCAAGUGUUUAGUAUCUUUUAUGUGUACGUGACAGCAGGGACGGUCACAUGGUUGGUCGUGGAGGUAGUGGAACACAUUUCAGUAAGAAUUGACCAUAUUAAACAUCUUUUCACUAGCGCACUGAAAGAAAAGGAUCCGGAGGAAAUGAAGAGGAACUUCCGUUUUGCUGUUCAAUAUCACAGUUGGUUCUUGGAAUUGGAAGAUGAGUUAAACAAAUCCUUUUCAAUUCCCAUGUUCUCUAUGAUGCUCCUAGGAGCCCCUAUUCUAGGAUGUGCAGCAUUUGGAUAUAUGGAGGUGACUGGAGCAAACAGUCUGUUGGUAAUUUGCCUGUCAUGGUUCAAUGCGUUAGCCCUGGUUUCCUUCGGAGGACAACGUUUAAUAAAUGAGAAUCUGACUAUUGCAGAAGAGAUUUAUAAUUCCAAAUGGGUUGACGUGGCUCCUAUCUUGGGAAAAGAUAUCAUUAUUAUCUUGACGAGAUGCCAGAAACCUAUGAAACUGCGAGCAGCCGCAUUUGGUGUCAUGAAUCAUGCCAUGAUUGUUUCUGUUUCAAGAGCUGCUUAUUCGUAUUUGAAUAUUCUACGUGCAUCAUCUAAAUAG
Anoplophora glabripennis (Asian longhorned beetle) is the source of this 930-nucleotide messenger RNA. Its product is annotated as odorant receptor 49b-like. Gene Ontology annotation, molecular function: olfactory receptor activity; odorant binding. The record is from RefSeq and is a predicted model, not a curated record. Gene Ontology annotation, cellular component: plasma membrane. Gene Ontology annotation, biological process: sensory perception of smell; detection of chemical stimulus involved in sensory perception of smell. Bases 1 to 930 code for a protein of 309 amino acids. Lineage: Eukaryota; Metazoa; Arthropoda; Insecta; Coleoptera; Cerambycidae. The transcript has 5 exons.